UACGUACACGAUCUCUUUAUUAUCUUAUCGCCUGUGAUUUGUGCUUUUCCAAUAAUGGAUUUAAAUGAAACACUAUUGCCUUUGGCAGGAAUCAUUGUUGCUACCGUUAUGUUAGGUGUUUCUCUAAAAUUAAAACAGAAGAAAUCAAUAAAGAAGAGGAAUCCACCCAGAAAAUGGUUCUCAAGAAGGGAAUCACAGGGUUUGGGAAUUUUAAAAAUGGUGAAUGAGGAAUUUACAUUGGAAGAUGCUGAUUCAUUUAAAAAUUUCUUUAGAAUGAGCAAAGAAAAAUUCGAUUUUCUAUUGAAUUUAAUCGAAAAAGAUAUAGAAAGAGCUGAAUUGCCAAUGCAAAACACAAUAUCAGCAAAACAUGGGUUAGAAAUAACAUUACGAUUCCUGGCUACCGGUGAGUCUUUUCGUUCACUGAUGUUCAGUACCAGGGUUCAUGAGAGCAGUAUAUCUCGAUUUGUACCCGAGGUGUGUAGGGCAAUACACAAACAGUUGAGAAUCAACCAUUUGGAGAUGCCCUCGACUACAGAAGAGUGGAUGUGGAUAUCUGAAGGCUUCAACAAUCUAUGGCAAUUUCCCCAUUGCUUAGGAGCUUUAGAUGGAAGACAUAUAACAUUUAGAGCUCCAAAAUCAGAAGGCUCCUAUUACCAUAAUUAUAAAGGAAGUGAUAGCAUUGUCCUUCUUGCCUUGGUUGAUGCUCGCUAUAGAUUUAUAUACGUAAACUUAGGUUGCAAUGGCCGCAUCAGUGAUGGUGGUGUUUUCCGGAACUCAAAGCUAUCAGAAAUAUUACAAAAAAAUUCUGCCAACCUCCCAAAAGAUCAAGCAUUGCCAGGAAGAUCAAAAGCAAUACCUUUUGUCGUUGUUGCUGAUGAUGCAUUUCCUUCAAAAACUAAUUUGAUGAAGCCUUUUCCUAUGAGAGGUUUGAGUCUGCAACAUAGAAGAUUCAAUUAUAGACUUUCAAGAGCACGUAGGGUGGUGGAAAAUGCCUUUGGAAUUUUAGCAAACCGGUUCAGAGUUCUUCUCAAUCCAAUAAGUUUGAACGUUGAAAAGGUUGAAGCGAUUUGUUUGGCUUGUGUUUGUUUCCACAAUUAUUUACUUGAAGACAUUCUUACUGAAAAUCGAGGUUGUGGUGACAUCACAGACAUUCCCAGAAUAGGUAAUCAGGCUGGCAAUAGAUCCUCGUCAGAUGCUAGAGCUGUGAGAGAAGAGCUCAGCGAAUAUUUCUCUGCACCAGAAGGACAAGUCGACUGGCAAGAUGAACAAAUCAAAAGUUUUAACUCAUGAGCAAUAGAAAAAGAACAGUUAAUGAGUCAUGUUUUGACAUUAUGUGAAUAAAGAUUGUUAUGUUUUGUGAUUUAUGAAUUGAGUAAAUGAAAACAGUUAUUAUCUUU
Coccinella septempunctata (seven-spotted ladybird) is the source of this 1397-nucleotide messenger RNA. RefSeq lists its product as uncharacterized. NCBI's taxonomy places the organism in Eukaryota, Metazoa, Arthropoda, Insecta, Coleoptera, Coccinellidae. The transcript is spliced from 3 exons. The record is from RefSeq and is a predicted model, not a curated record. Bases 55 to 1290 code for a protein of 411 amino acids.